Trematomus bernacchii (emerald rockcod) is the source of this 452-nucleotide messenger RNA. Its product is annotated as asialoglycoprotein receptor 2-like. Bases 7 to 426 code for a protein of 139 amino acids. The record is from RefSeq and is a predicted model, not a curated record. The transcript is spliced from 2 exons. NCBI's taxonomy places the organism in Eukaryota, Metazoa, Chordata, Actinopteri, Perciformes, Nototheniidae.
UGCUCAAUGAUUUGUUCUCCUCAUGGACUAUGGGAUGAUGUUGUUUGUGACAACCGCUACUGCGCAGUUUGCUGUGAGGUCACAGGACCGAAUGUGAGAUUUCUCUCCACUGAUGGUGUAAUGACAUGGACUGAGGCCCAGAGCUACUGCAGAGAACACCACACAGACCUGGCCAGUGUGAGAAACCCGGCGGAGGAGCAGCAGAUUGUUGAGCUGUUACCUGGAGGGAUAUAUUGGAUCGGCCUUUCCAGAGACUCCUGGAAGUGGUCCGAUGGAAGUUUCUCCUCCUUCAAGUACUGGGCAGAAAAUGAACCUAAACACAGAGCUUUUAAGGUUUGUGUGGCUGCAGCUUUCCAUGACUCUGGAAAAUGGGAGGGCUUGUACUGUGGGUUGAAGAAACCAUUCAUUUGCUACGGACGUGAGUAACACGAAGAUUCACUGUUAAAUUCCAU